AGACAGUCGGUCGUCUGAAGAAAACACAGCAUAACUCAUAAGCAUUUAUUAAUUCUCCAGCUGACCUACACACACCGCAGUAUGUCGUUCUGUCAGUUUUUUGGCGGAGAAGUCUACAAGGAUCAUUUCAAACCAGGUAUAUACGUGUGCUCCAACUGUAACCACCCACUGUUCUCCAGUCGGUCCAAGUUUGCCCACUCGUCCCCCUGGCCGGCUUUCACCGACACCCUCAGAGAGGACAGCGUCACCAAGAUGAUGGAGAGUCUCACAGCCUUCAAGGUUCUGUGUGGCAAGUGUGGCAACGGGCUCGGCCAUGAGUUUGUAAAUGACGGCCCAGACGAAGGACUCUCGAGAUUUUGAAUAUUCAGUCACUCGCUCAAGUUUGUCCCCAACAAAGGCAAGGACAAGCGGUAAAGAGCGAGGUGUGAGUUUCCACUCCAGCUGCUGUAUCUGCUGCUCGGUCCAGUCCACAGGCGGGGUCAGCGUGUGACGUGGACGGGGGAAAGGCCUAAACAGGACGUCCUGUCCACUGAAGAACCUUUGACCAGCCUGUGACACAGUGACAGGACCACACAUCUGCACAUAUUCCUUAACAAAAUGCCUCAUAUUCAAAUAUGUUAACUCCAUGAUUAUCAAAUAUAUCAGUAGAUGCAUGUUAUUUUACCAUGAUAUUGGGUAUUUCUGCUAUCUUUUUCACUACCUCUAUAGUUUUACAUUAUAUUGCUGGUAUGAUUUCCUCCCAGUUCACUUCCCUAAUGGAGAUGUAACUCUAUUAUCUAUGCACUGAAGAAGUUCACAUUCCUUUUGGUAUCCGUUUUGUUUGUUGUAUGUUUAUUUCAAGAUUAUACAGAAGAAAAGAAACUGUCAACUUACUGUAUGAACAGGAAUAUUUUCUUCUCUUUUUGUUAUGUACUGUAAGCCAGUGUACUUGAAUUCGAUUCUUACAUGCAAAAUAAUUAAUUUAUAGGAAUGUUUGUACAUUUGCAUUUUAUUUUGAAAAACUCAUCUAGCGCAGCAUUUUAAUUUACCUUCACCGUUACAGGAUUUUGAUGCUCAUAUAAGGGAACAAACAAUAAAUUAUAGUUUGGUA
Centropristis striata (black sea bass) is the source of this 1090-nucleotide messenger RNA. It is a transcript of the gene msrb1b, whose product is annotated as methionine sulfoxide reductase B1b. The transcript is spliced from 4 exons. The record is from RefSeq and is a predicted model, not a curated record. Gene Ontology annotation, molecular function: peptide-methionine (R)-S-oxide reductase activity. Lineage: Eukaryota; Metazoa; Chordata; Actinopteri; Perciformes; Serranidae.